Messenger RNA from Tarenaya hassleriana, 627 nucleotides. RefSeq names its product ethylene-responsive transcription factor ERF070-like. NCBI's taxonomy places the organism in Eukaryota, Viridiplantae, Streptophyta, Magnoliopsida, Brassicales, Cleomaceae. Gene Ontology annotation, molecular function: DNA-binding transcription factor activity; DNA binding. The record is from RefSeq and is a predicted model, not a curated record. The coding region runs from base 117 to 590 and encodes 157 amino acids. The transcript has a single exon. Gene Ontology annotation, biological process: regulation of DNA-templated transcription.
AGCAUCUGUUUCAUCCAUGGUGUCUGUACAUAAGCAUCUAGUAGUGUUUUGAUCCUAGGAAAUCCGAAACCCUCGUUCUCAAAACCCUAGUUUCUUGAUCUUUAGGAGCAUGAACAAUGAGACGUGUGGUGAGGAUAUCCUGCACAUACGAAGAGGCCACCGAGUCAUCCAGCGAGGAAGAGGACCGUAGAUCGGAGCGAGCGCAUUGCCGCGGCAAGAAGCUCGCCACAGAGAUUGUCAUCGACCCUUUAGAUUCAUCGAGUAGCCAGGAAGCCUGCAAUGCCCGGACCAGCAUCAAGAUCAAGAUCCCCAAGGCGUUGUUGACCGUGGCAGCGGCAGUUGAGAGAAAGAAGUUUUGUGGCGUGAGGCAGAGGCCGUGGGGGAAAUGGGCGGCCGAGAUCAGGUGUGGCCGAUCUCAACAGAGAGGAAGGACCGAUCGCCGUUGGUUGGGAACUUUCGACACGACCGAGGAAGCUGCCCUCGCUUACGAUAUCGCUGCGGUCCAGAUGAUCGGGCCCCACGCCCCCACCAACUUUGGCUAUAUUUUGGGUCACAUUGUAACAAUUAGAGAAGGAUAUGUAUUGAAAUAGAAAUAACAAAAUAAAGGUAUUUUUAAUAUAAUGCCAA